Setaria italica (foxtail millet) is the source of this 775-nucleotide messenger RNA. RefSeq names its product multiprotein-bridging factor 1c. The transcript has a single exon. Bases 95 to 559 code for a protein of 154 amino acids. Gene Ontology annotation, molecular function: DNA binding. The record is from RefSeq and is a predicted model, not a curated record. NCBI's taxonomy places the organism in Eukaryota, Viridiplantae, Streptophyta, Magnoliopsida, Poales, Poaceae. Gene Ontology annotation, cellular component: nucleus.
CCGUCCACUCCCAUCAUCCAUUCAUUCGCCAUCCGUGUUCGAGAAUCGUGAGCGCAAGGAGAGAGGAAGAGAGAGGAGAGGGAGCGAAGCAACAAUGCCGACGGGUAGGCUGAGCGGCAACAUCACCCAGGACUGGGAGCCGGUGGUGCUGCGCCGGACGAAGCCGAAGGCGGCCGACCUCAAGUCUGCGAAGGCGGUGAACCAGGCGCUGCGGUCGGGCGCCGCCGUGGAGACGGUGCGCAAGUCGGCGGCGGGGACGAACAAGCACUCGGCGCCGGCGGCACCCGCGCGGAAGCUGGACGAGACGACGGAGCCGGCGGCCGUGGAGCGGGUGGCCGCGGAGGUGCGCGCCGCGAUCCAGAAGGCGCGCGUCGCCAAGGGGUGGAGCCAGGCGGAGCUGGCGAAGCGCAUCAGCGAGCGCGCGCAGGUGGUGCAGGAGUACGAGAGCGGCAAGGCGGCGCCCGCGCAGGCCGUGCUCGCCAAGAUGGAGCGCGCGCUCGAGGUCAAGCUCCGCGGCAAGGGCGUCGGCGCGCCCCUGGCGGCCGGCGGCGGCAAGUGAUGUGACGGUCCGGUGCAGAUGGAAACGUUGGUAGCUCAAUCUCUGUUGGCUCGUGGAGGAUGUGAAUCGGUUGUGUAGUUUUGUGUUCGUGUUGAUCGGCUUGGAAGAUUGGGGGAUGUAAAUCAGUAGUAACGCAUUCGCAAGAAAUUUCGGGUGACGUUGUAGCAAUGUUUGAUUGAUGCUAAAUGACAAUUGGCUGGUGGAUUCAGUUUGGUA